AUGAUGUCGAAGUUCACCAGUCGUGGUUGCAGAAGUGCGUUUGCAGCACCGGCUAUGAGAUUUUGCAGUGCUGUGCUGAUUUUAGUGAAUGCUAUCUUCGUCUGUUGGCAGACAGGAUUUGAUCGCGCGUUCUUCUAUGUUACACAGAUUUCGUUCUUUGUAGUAUUCUUUCUGGACCUCGUCAUGCGCUGGCUUGCAGAUGGCUUCCUGAAAUGUUGUGGAACCUGCUCGACAAAUCGGCUGCAUGGAGGUGGUCACCGAGACGCUGUUUUCUUGCAGGAUCUGAGACUGGAGCUUUGA
Symbiodinium sp. CCMP2592 is the source of this 300-nucleotide messenger RNA. Lineage: Eukaryota; Dinophyceae; Suessiales; Symbiodiniaceae. The record is from the annotation of a GenBank genome assembly.